Molecule: messenger RNA, 522 nt
Organism: Pisolithus orientalis
Lineage: Eukaryota; Fungi; Basidiomycota; Agaricomycetes; Boletales; Pisolithaceae
Exons: 6
Coding region: 1-522 (173 amino acids)
Source: RefSeq, a predicted model, not a curated record
AUGCCAUCUGCCUACAACCUUAUCCCUUCUUCUGAUGUUGCACCACAGACCACUGCUGCAAAGCUCCUUGACAACUCACUUUUCCUGCAAGAUGGUUUCAACAAGAAUGGAAAAACCAGGAAUUUCGCUCACCCUGCCCUCAAGGAAGCUGUCAUACAAUUCUACUAUACUGGGACCUAUCAAAUUGUGGAUAAGCAUCCUGAGUCCUUCAACAAUUCAGUUCCCCUUUCCUGUCUGGCUCUUGUUGCAGCCACAUAUCAUUGUGUGUUGGAUGGAUUUGUGAAGAACAGCACAGGAAAGAUGAUGCCUCAAUUCUCCAGCAAGGCUUACAAUUCCAUCGUCCAUGGCAUGAUGAAGGUGCUGAAUGACAUCCUUCAUAAUCCCUAUCAUGGUGCAAGGUUGUGUGAUCAGCUUUCUCAGUGGGUGAAGGAAGGAUGGGCUGCACUGCAAGAGGUUGCUUCGAAUUAUGCAAUUGAUGCCAAUGCUCCUGUUCCUGUCAUACCUGCUGUGAACUGUUCCUAG